CCCCUGGGCGCCCCGUUGACCCGGCCCCGCUCCCCUGGGCGCCCCGCCGACCCCGCCCCGCUCCCCUGGGCGCCCCGCCGACCCCGCCCCCCGCCCACAGGCGACGCCAGCGAGAGCGCGGAGGACAUCUUCUUCCGGCGCGCCAGGGAGGGCAUGGGGCAGGACGAGGCGCAGUUCAGCGUGGAGAUCCCGCUGUCGGGCAAGGCCUACCUGUGGGCCGACAAGUACCGGCCGCGCAAGCCGCGCUUCUUCAACCGCGUGCACACGGGCUUCGAGUGGAACAAGUACAACCAGACGCACUACGACUUCGACAACCCGCCGCCCAAGAUCGUGCAGGGAUACAAGUUCAACAUCUUCUACCCCGACCUCAUCGACAAGCGCGCCACGCCCGAGUACUUCCUGGAGGCCUGCGCCGACAACCGCGACUUCGCCGUGCUGCGCUUCCACGCGGGGCCGCCCUACGAGGACAUCGCCUUCAAGAUCGUCAGCCGCGAGUGGGAGUACUCGCACCGCCACGGCUUCCGCUGCCAGUUCGCCAACGGCAUCUUCCAGCUCUGGUUCCACUUCAAGCGCUACCGCUAUCGGCGCUGACCGGCGGGCGGGCGGACAGACGGACAGCCCGGGACAGGCCCCGCCACCCCCGCCUGGAAUAAAGGGAGUUUGGGGGACGCCGGCCUCUUCUCCCCUCCGCGGGCCGCUGCCCGGGCCCGAAUCCCCUCCCGGGUGGUCCUCUCCCCUGGGAAGCGAGGGGCCCGGCAAACCUGCCCCGGUACCUCGAGGGGCAGGUGGGUCCAGCCGGCCGAGGACCAGAGGGGGAUCUCCAGAACCAGCGGAAGCUCGGCAUCCGCGGACCACCCUGCUUCACGGACGGGCUGACCGAGCCCCACGGCCCGGCCCGGGGCAGGAGGGGCCUGGACAGGCACGCCUCAGGCUGGCGGUAGGGACGGGAAGCCCAUGUCCCAUCCCUAAGACGUCGCAGGCCCUGGCACCUCCCGCGGACAGAGCCCGAGGUGGGCGCUGCUACCAGUGGACCUGGGUUCCAGGCCCUUCCGUCAGUCAGCCUCCUCAGCGCUGGAAGAGACGGCCACCACGGCACUGGGCACUGCACGCUCCUCAUGCCCAAUCGGAAGGGAUCACUGGAGGGACACUCAGCCCAGCGGGGACGGGGCCACCCUCGAAGGGGUCGUGGGGACACACAUCAUCACCCACCACUCAGGACUCCUGUCUGGUCGGGGUGGGGACGGGGGGUUCCUGAGACGUCCCUCCCCGGGGGCCGAGCACACAGCCUGGUACGGGGCAGGGACGGGGAGCAGCUGCAGAUGAAACGCCAGCUUGUGGGUUCAGCAGGCACCUGGCAGCCCCUGACACCCUCACCCCCCCGACCUGGUGCCCCAAGGGGGAAAGUCACGUUCCCGCCGCCACACAGAUCUGCAGCACCGGGCCAGCGGGUGAUUCCAGAUACCUGGUGCCCUUAGCUUCUUACCACGGAGGUGCACCCACCACCCCACUUCCCGUCCCGCCCUCAGAGGGCCCCAACGGCCGCCCCCUCCCACCUUUUGAUGCAAAACCCGGAUACACCCUUUUUCAUCGGAAA
This is a messenger RNA of Choloepus didactylus (southern two-toed sloth), 1594 nucleotides long. RefSeq names its product cactin-like. The annotation marks the transcript as partial. Gene Ontology annotation, molecular function: protein binding. Gene Ontology annotation, cellular component: cytoplasm; spliceosomal complex. The record is from RefSeq and is a predicted model, not a curated record. NCBI's taxonomy places the organism in Eukaryota, Metazoa, Chordata, Mammalia, Pilosa, Megalonychidae. The transcript has a single exon. Gene Ontology annotation, biological process: negative regulation of innate immune response; mRNA cis splicing, via spliceosome.